AGAGUCAAGAAACAGUUACAAAGUUUGGUGGGUCGUCUUCCAAAGACACUUCUUCCCCAUCUUCCACUAGAAAGGGACUACCCCAACGCACAAGCAUUUGUUCCCAUUUCUAUUUCUAUAAUAUAAUACUCCUAUUUCUUCUCUCUUCUCUGCCCAAUAACCGACAUUUUCAGUAAAGAAUCCUUCAUUUAAAUUUCAAGUCUUGCAGAUUUAAUUAAUUCAAGAUUGGGUUUUGGGAUUCAACAACUUUGUUGCUACUCUGAACUUCCAUUCUUUACCCAUAAACAGUCUUAAAUUCAGAUGGGUUGUUCUUAAAAUUGCCCAAUUUUGAUCAGAUUUUAAUUUCUGGGCUUUCAAUAAGUUUGUUGGGAUUCAACAAGUCUUAGAUUGAGAUGGGUUCUUCUUAAAAUUGUGCAAUUUUGAUGGGUUUUUGAUUCUGGGUUUCAAAGAUUAGCAGAAAACUUGAAGAACAGCAACCAAGAAAAAACAGAUCAGAUUUUUAAAAAAUGAAGAACAAAGGAUUUGAUUUUGCACCAAAGAAUGUAGUUUCUAAGAAAUUAACACUUUUACUUUGCAUUGGUUGUUUUUGUGCUGGCAUGUUAUUCACUACCAGGAUGUCGGCAGAACCAGAAGAGAAAGGGCUGUUUCGACGAGCUACAAUGGAAGAUGGAAGACAGAAUUUAAUCAAGGAAGGCUGUGGUCAGGAAAAAAACAAUGUGAAGAGUGAUCCUAAAAAUCUAAUUGGCGAAGUUUCAAAGACGCAUCAUGCUGUACAAACCCUAGAUAAGACUAUUUCUAAUCUAGAAAUGGAGUUAGCUGCUGCAAGAGCUACACAGGAAUCCAUAAUGGACGGAUCCCCUGUGUCGGAAUCGGGCAACAAAAGGAAGUAUCUGAUGGUAGUUGGAAUUAACACUGCUUUCAGUAGUAGAAAGCGUAGAGAUUCGGUUCGUGCAACUUGGAUGCCUCAAGGAGAAAAAAGAAAGAAGUUGGAAGAAGAGAAGGGCAUCAUAAUGCGAUUCGUCAUAGGUCACAGCGCGACAGCGGGUGGUAUCUUAGAUAAAGCUAUCGAGGCGGAGGACCAAAAGCAUGGAGACUUUUUAAGGCUGGAACACGUUGAGGGAUAUCUAGAAUUGUCAGCAAAGACAAAAAUAUAUUUUGCCACUGCUGUUGCUUUGUGGGAUGCUGAGUUCUACAUCAAAGUUGACGAUGAUGUACAUGUAAAUAUAGCAACACUAGGAGCAACCUUGAUUCGACAUCGAUCAAAGCCUCGGGUGUACAUAGGAUGCAUGAAAUCUGGUCCCGUCCUUGCUCAAAAGGGGGUGAGGUACCACGAGCCAGAGCAUUGGAAGUUCGGAGAUGACGGAAAUAGGUACUUCCGGCAUGCUACGGGGCAGCUGUAUGCCGUUUCAAAAGAUUUAGCGACUUACAUAUCUAUAAAUCAGCAUGUGUUACAUAAGUAUGCCAACGAAGAUGUUUCGUUGGGUUCUUGGUUUAUCGGGUUGGAUGUGGAGCAUAUAGAUGACCGGAGAUUGUGUUGUGGCACUCCACCUGAUUGUGAGUGGAAGGCUCAGGCAGGCAAUGUCUGCGUUGCAUCAUUCGACUGGACGUGCAGUGGAAUUUGCAAGUCGGUCGAAAGGAUGAAGGAGGUUCACCGGCGGUGUGGCGAAGGAGAGAAUGCCUUAUGGAGCGCGACUUUCUAAUCAACAAUACGCCCUUAUCAAUGUAGCUAAUACCACUACAUGUAGAUUUUGGAUGUGUAAAAUGAGAGAGUAAAUGAAUGCAUAUAUAUAGAGUAUGAUUCUGUUCUGUUCUCCAUUUUAGUGUAGGAGAGGAGCAAAUGGGUUGCAUCUUGCAAGCCUCAAUAUUCUUUGUAUGAUGAUAGUUAUAAUAAGUAUUAGUGUUAUUUUAUUUUACCCUCUAAAAAGCAAUUUUCCU
Messenger RNA from Amaranthus tricolor (Joseph's coat), 1935 nucleotides. Its product is annotated as probable beta-1,3-galactosyltransferase 2. Gene Ontology annotation, molecular function: hexosyltransferase activity. The coding region runs from base 507 to 1700 and encodes 397 amino acids. The transcript is spliced from 11 exons. Lineage: Eukaryota; Viridiplantae; Streptophyta; Magnoliopsida; Caryophyllales; Amaranthaceae. The record is from RefSeq and is a predicted model, not a curated record. Gene Ontology annotation, cellular component: Golgi membrane.